AUGAAAGCUGUCAUUCUUGCCGCCGGGUAUGGCACCCGAUUACAGAGAGAUCUUUCGUUGGACAGCAGCGGAAGGUUCUCUGGUCUGGCUGGUAUUGCAAAGCCUCUCCUGCCGGUGGGAUGUUGCGCGUUGAUAUCUCACUGGGUCAAGGCUUUGACAGCUUCUGGUUUUGCGGACUACAUUUAUGUCGUUACCAACGAUGUCUACCGGGCUGCCUUUGAAGAAUGGGCUACUCCUUUCACUAAUGUCAAGAUUCUCAAUGACCAAACAAGAAACAACGACGAGCGUCUCGGUGCCGUGUCCUGCCUGCAGCUUGCUGUUAAACAUUUCAAUAUAGAUGACCAUGUCGUUGUUAUUGGGGGUGACACACUCUUCAAAGAGGACUUCAGCCUAUCUGAAGUGAAAGAAAAGUUUUCAGACUUGCAAGCAAAGUGUGAAGACUGUUGUCUUGUGCUCUCAUACCACUGCAGAGAGGAAGAAACCCAGAAAUACGGAAUACUUGAAGCAGAUGAAAGUCUUCGUGUCCUUUGCAUGAAAGAGAAACCUCUUCCCUCAGAAACAAAAUCGAGGAGAGCAUGUCCGUGUUUCUAUGUGUUUUCAAAGAAAAGCCUUCCUCUGUUGGAUGCCUUCCUUGAGGAAAAGAAGGAUAGUUUUAUAGAAGAAAAAGACGCUCCAGGAAACUUUGUGUCUUGGAUUAUUCCAAGGAAACCAGUUUACAUUCAUCAAAUAUCUGGACGUUUUGAUGUUGGAAACCUGCCUUCCUAUAUUGAAUGUGACCUUUAUUUUAGAGAAAAACUUCGAGACACAAAGUCUUACAUGAUAUAG
Menidia menidia (Atlantic silverside) is the source of this 825-nucleotide messenger RNA. NCBI's taxonomy places the organism in Eukaryota, Metazoa, Chordata, Actinopteri, Atheriniformes, Atherinopsidae. The record is from the annotation of a GenBank genome assembly.